Molecule: messenger RNA, 689 nt
Organism: Callorhinchus milii (elephant shark)
Lineage: Eukaryota; Metazoa; Chordata; Chondrichthyes; Chimaeriformes; Callorhinchidae
Gene: slc25a38b
Product: solute carrier family 25 member 38b
Exons: 2
Coding region: 29-460 (143 amino acids)
Biological process (GO): glycine import into mitochondrion
Cellular component (GO): mitochondrion
Molecular function (GO): glycine transmembrane transporter activity
Source: RefSeq, a predicted model, not a curated record
AAUACAUUUAAUCUGAUUUACGCAAAAUAUGAUUUACGUCAAACUUGUUACCCCACGUGAGGGAGGGGGCGUUACGCACAUGAGGGAGGGGCGUUACCCCACGUGCUGCUGCUGUUGUUUACGGAGCAGAUGGUGUGAGUUUUCUUGUGGUUAUUGUUCUCUUGUCUCAGACCAAUGUGACCCGGUGAUGGUGCCUCUGCUGAGCUUUGGCUGUGGCCUGGCUGCUGGGGUGAUGGCCUCUCUCGCCACCCAGCCCGCAGACGUCAUCAAGACACACAUGCAGCUGUCGCCACACACCUACCCCGGCAUCGCACACACAGUCACCUUCAUCUACAAGAACCAUGGAAUGGUGGGCUUUUUCCGUGGUGCGGUGCCGCGGUCUUUACGCCGGACGCUGAUGGCCGCCCUGGCCUGGACCGUGUAUGAGCAAAUGAUGACCAAACUGGGGCUGAAGUCUUGACAAGGAGAGAAAGAGAGAGAGAGAUCAACCGGAGGGUGAGGAGGAGGACAUUUUGGGGGGUUGAUAAACCGAGGAAACAAAGACUGGUGUCAACAGCCCGGCUGCCCUUGGACGGAGGCAAAGUUUAAGGUCCCUGUUUGCUCGAAUGUUUUGACGUGGUGACGUGUGGACAAGCUGAUUUUAGAGAUACCACACGGCAUGUGUGUGGCUUGAGUUAAUGAACAGAGAG